AGUGCACGUCUCCAUUGCUGUUUCUCACAACGCCAGGUUAGUCAUCAGAAGCAUGAAAACCUCAAUUGUGGCCUUUUUCUUGCUUUUGGCCUUUUCGACCUCCUUUGCUGUUCAAGAAAACCAAGCUCUUUUCAGACAUCUUUCUGAAACCGUCCAAGGUGCCCAAGGUGCCCAAGACUUCCAAACUCUUUUUCCCAUUGGCCAAGAUUCAGCUGAGGAAAACAAUAGCAACGCCAACAAUAGGCUUCCAGACUUGGUACGUCUCGUGAAGCGUACCUACAAAACCAAAUACCGAAAAACUGCCAAAACAACUGCCAAACCCAAGACCAUAGAAACAAAAGCAGUUAUAACUCCUGGUCCUCAAAAUACUGAUACCAAAGCAAACAACGAUUAUAUUACCAAUGAAAGAGCCUUGACCACUUCAAUAAAAAAACCAACCACAACAGAACUAAAUGGCGCAUAUAUUACAACAUCCACCAGAAGAACAUCCACCAGAAGAACAUCCACCAGGAAAUCGUCUUCAAAGAAAAAAUCAACAUCAAAAUUAAAGACGUCUCGCAAUGGCACUGAAGUCACUCAAUCCGGAUCAUACAGUGGAAGUAAUUUGGCCCAAUAUCCUACUCCAAUAAGUGGUAUUUUCUGGUUAUUCUUACCAUUCUUGUAUUCCUUAAUAUAAUUUCUCAAACAUUUUUUGCUUUUU
This is a messenger RNA of Ascoidea rubescens DSM 1968, 700 nucleotides long. RefSeq lists its product as uncharacterized. The record is from RefSeq and is a predicted model, not a curated record. NCBI's taxonomy places the organism in Eukaryota, Fungi, Ascomycota, Saccharomycetes, Ascoideales, Ascoideaceae. The annotation marks the transcript as partial. The transcript has a single exon.